Messenger RNA from Chara braunii, 795 nucleotides. NCBI's taxonomy places the organism in Eukaryota, Viridiplantae, Streptophyta, Charophyceae, Charales, Characeae. The record is from the annotation of a GenBank genome assembly.
GUAGUGGUAGAUGAGGGGGGGGUUGUGGAUGACUUGCCGGUAGAGAGGGCGGUGGAUGUGGGGGAGGAGGUGAUUGGUGGAGAUGUGGAAGCGGAGGGAGGGGGAAGGGUGGUGGCACCCGAGGUGGGGGAGGGGGACGUGGUGGUGAUGACCUGGAUAGCGGGGGUUUGAUUUUCCAUGGCGGUCACAUGGGCGGAGAUGGUGGAAACGAAUGUUUUGAUGUCGUCGAUGGAUGAGUGGAGGGAUGUCAUCACACGGAGAAGUGCCGCGGGGUCGGUGGCGGCAUCGGGUGUUGGUGCUUGCUCGCCUGCAAGGUUGCGGGCGAUGCUGUCGACGGAGUCGGUGCGGAUGCUGGACAUAUCAAUGCUGGAGGAUUGGGCCAUGGUGGGGGAGGAAGUGGUGGUAACAGCAGAUGAGGUGGAGGCGGCGGGAACAACGGCGGCGUCGGUGGCUGCACGUUGAGAGUUCCUGGUUGUGCGUGUCAUGCCCGGGAGGGGGUUCUAUUUACACAUGUAAAACAACAUCCAAAGAAGAUAAUUUUCAAAAAAUAAAAAAUUGUAAAAGAGGAAUAAAAAAAAAAUAAUUCCGAUUUGAAUUAUUAAAGUUAUUCAAAAUUAAUUCGAAAAUAUGCCUUGGAAAGAAAUUCAAAAAAGAAUCUGAAAGAGGAACUUAUGAAACGAAAUUUCCUAUAAAUUUUUGCUCAAAAUAUCAAAAAAUGGAAAAAGGAAAUAAUUAUUUUCGAAGAAAAUUCCGAUUUGGGUUUUAAUUUAUUCAAAAUGAAUUUUGGGGUAUAGG